This is a messenger RNA of Heteronotia binoei (common prickly gecko), 1771 nucleotides long. RefSeq names its product phosphatidylinositol glycan anchor biosynthesis class W (gene PIGW). The transcript is spliced from 2 exons. The coding region runs from base 100 to 1614 and encodes 504 amino acids. Gene Ontology annotation, cellular component: membrane; endoplasmic reticulum. NCBI's taxonomy places the organism in Eukaryota, Metazoa, Chordata, Lepidosauria, Squamata, Gekkonidae. Gene Ontology annotation, biological process: protein localization to plasma membrane; GPI anchor biosynthetic process. The record is from RefSeq and is a predicted model, not a curated record. Gene Ontology annotation, molecular function: glucosaminyl-phosphatidylinositol O-acyltransferase activity.
CACCUACUUCUGUGCAAAGCCAUGAGAGAGAAACAGGCAGAACAACAAAACGGAACAUUGGAAUAAGAUGGAGUAGGCACUCCUAACUGAGGUCCAAGAAUGUCACAGAAACUCUUGAAAGAAGAAUUUGUAAGUAAUCUGAAUGGCACAACCUUGCUUGAGAUUUCCAUCGGUUUAACCCUAGCACCGUUAUGUCUACUGUCCAGAGGACUGCUGUUGAUCUUGUAUUUUCUUCACUAUGGAAGACCUUUGAGUUCAAAGAAUGCCCAUUUUUUCCUGGACUUCACUGUUUUAGUGGUCCCUCCUGUGUUCUGCUGUACAGUUCUAGCUACCAUCCUUCCCUGGGUGAUACUUUCCAUUAUGGCAUUCUGUGCAGGUCUGGUUUAUAACAUAUACUGUAGACGAAUGACUCACAUCAAAGUGCCACUUCAGCAAAUCCUAAGUGACUUUCUGAGCACAGGGUUAGAUCCGGAAUAUAUUCCUUCCAUAACAGUCUUCCGAGUGUACGUCAACGUGUUAACGUCCAUCAGCAUUCUGGCCGUGGAUUUCCCACAGUACCCCCGCCGAUAUGCCAAAACAGAGACAUUUGGAACAGGAGUGAUGGAUUUGGGGGUUGGAUCUUUUGUUUUUGGCAAUGCUGUGGUUUGUCCUGAAGUCCGGAUGAAACCGGGUGCUGUGCAAAGCAAGUUUUUCUACAUCACGAGGCAGUUCUUUGCUGUGUGGCCUCUGCUGUUCCUUGGCUUUGGCCGACUGAUGAGCGUUAAGGGAGUAGAGUACCACGAACACGUAUCAGAAUAUGGCGCACACUGGAACUUCUUCUUCACUUUAGCCAUCGUGCGAAUGGCAGCAUCGUUGCUCUUGACUUUAUUUCCUGUGCGAAAAGCGUGGCUAAUAGCCGUAAUGCUUGCUGUAGUGUAUGAAUGUUUUCUCACCUUUACGCCCCUGAAGGCGUUUAUCUUGCAUGGGAGUGAUGGGCAAGGCUCAAGGGCUGGGUUUUUAAAUGCCAACAGAGAGGGGGUCUUUUCUGUCAUUGGCUACCUUGCUAUCUACAUGGCAAGUGUUCAAGUGGGCUUGUAUUUGAUAAAGAAAAGAGGCUCUGUCCAGGAGUGGGUUGGAGUGAUGUACAGGAUCCUGUGGGCGAUUCUCAUCCUCUUUUUAUUUCUCGGUGUAAUUCAGACAUAUGUCGAAACUGUAUCCCGACGGAUGGCAAAUCUCUCGUUCUGCAUCUGGGUUGUCGCUCACGGCCUGUCACUCUUUAGCUUAUUUUUAGCAGCUGAUCUUGUUUUGGUGUUUGCAAAACUUCUGGUAGACGGGGUGACUGUUCCUUGCAGCUGGAAUAUUGCCCAGACAUCUGUAACAAAUAAAAAACGUGAUCUGGAACCCCAGGAUGGACCAGUGCCACCCCGAAGUACGUGCAUGGUCAGUGCUGUUAACAAAAACCAGCUGCUUUAUUUCUUGCUAGCAAAUGUCUUGACUGGCCUUGUGAAUGUGAUGGUUGAUACGAUUCAUAGUAACGCAAUCUUGGCCAUGUUUGUUCUGCAUGUGUACAUGCUUACAAACUGUCUCGUUAUGCAUAUAUUGCAAGCAAAAAAUGUCAUCUUAAAGUGGUGGUAAUUUAUAGACAUAAAUUGCAGGUUAUGAAAAGCAUGCAUUUCCUACAAUACAUGAAUGUUUGCAAAAGGACUGGAAACUUCUUAUUUAAGGGUUUUUAAAGAUCCCAGUGCUGAAACUUGGGGACCAGGCCAUUAAAAUCAAAGUGUAUUCAUGUCAA